GUUUUUAUUUGUGAUUUUUAAGUUAACUUACAAACAAAUUUGACUAGUCUUUGAGUUUAUUCAAAAUGAGACAAGCUUCUUCGAUCCUCCGCCAAGCGUUCUUGUCAAGACAUGGGAUUCUACUGAAUAUACCACGUCGACUGGCCGACUACGCCAAGACCAGGGAGAAUCUUAAGUUAACUGGCAAUUCAACUGUAAUAUGCCAGGGCUUCACAGGCAAACAAGCAACAUUCCACUGCCAGGAAGCUAUUAAAUAUGGCACAAAAUUGGUUGGCGGUAUUUCGCCUAAGAAAGGCGGCACCAAACAUCUUGACAAACCCGUCUUUGCCACGGUCGAGGAGGCAAAAAAAGCGCUCAAUCCGCAUGCGACUGUUCUCUAUGUACCAGCACCAACUGCUAAACAGGCAAUCGAUGAUGCGCUUAAAGCCGAAAUCCCGCUCAUCGUGAUCAUUACCGAGGGCAUACCGCAACACGAUAUGGUGCGCGUGAAGGACGCACUAAUGCAGCAAGAGAAAUGCCGCAUCGUCGGUCCCAAUUGUCCGGGCAUUAUAGCGCCGGAGUUGUGCAAGAUUGGCAUUAUGCCUGGCAACAUACACAAACGCGGCUGUGUGGGUGUGGUCUCGCGUUCGGGUACGCUUACGUACGAAGCCGUUAACCAAACGACUCACUAUGGCAUGGGUCAAACGUUAUGUGUGGGUAUAGGUGGUGAUCCCUUCAACGGAACGAAUUUCAUCGAUUGCCUCAGUAUCUUUCUAAAAGAUCCCGAAACGAAGGGAAUUGUGUUGAUAGGUGAAAUCGGUGGUAGUGCGGAGGAGGAUGCUGCUGAGUUUUUGAUCGAACACAACUCGGGUGAUAAAGCCAAGCCAGUUGUGGCUUUCAUUGCCGGACGCACAGCACCACCGGGCAGACGCAUGGGCCAUGCAGGUGCAAUUAUUUCGGGUGGUAAAGGCAAGGCCGUUGACAAGGUCAAGGCGUUGGAGAAGGCGGAUGUCAUAGUGUCGGAGAGCCCAACUAAACUUGGUUAUUUGCUGUCGGAGGAGAUGAAAUGCCGUAAAUUGAUUUAGUACUGCCAACGUUGGAGCGUUUGAAAAAAUUGGUGCGUCUGAUCAUAUUGUUAUUUAGAAAAUGAAAAAAUAAUUUUGUAUGUACAUACAUAGCGUAUAUAUGUAUUUACACACAUACAGAUAUAUAUUUUUCUAAUAAAAAUUUAUAGAUAAUGCCUUGAGCCUAC
Anastrepha ludens (Mexican fruit fly) is the source of this 1231-nucleotide messenger RNA. Its product is annotated as succinate--CoA ligase [ADP/GDP-forming] subunit alpha, mitochondrial-like. NCBI's taxonomy places the organism in Eukaryota, Metazoa, Arthropoda, Insecta, Diptera, Tephritidae. The record is from RefSeq and is a predicted model, not a curated record. Gene Ontology annotation, molecular function: succinate-CoA ligase (ADP-forming) activity; succinate-CoA ligase (GDP-forming) activity. The coding region runs from base 66 to 1064 and encodes 332 amino acids. Gene Ontology annotation, biological process: tricarboxylic acid cycle. The transcript has a single exon. Gene Ontology annotation, cellular component: succinate-CoA ligase complex (ADP-forming); mitochondrion.